Molecule: messenger RNA, 2523 nt
Organism: Orycteropus afer afer
Lineage: Eukaryota; Metazoa; Chordata; Mammalia; Tubulidentata; Orycteropodidae
Gene: PDE6B
Product: phosphodiesterase 6B
Exons: 22
Coding region: 1-2523 (840 amino acids)
Biological process (GO): retina development in camera-type eye; signal transduction
Cellular component (GO): photoreceptor outer segment membrane
Molecular function (GO): protein binding; 3',5'-cyclic-nucleotide phosphodiesterase activity
Source: RefSeq, a predicted model, not a curated record
AUGAGCGUCAGCGAGGAGCGCGUGCAGAAGUUUCUGGCCGAGAACCCCGGCUUCGCGGAGCGGUACUUCGGAAAGCAGCUGCGCCCGGAGCAGGCGGCCGAGGCCGGCGAGGCCGGGAGCCUGGCGGACUGCGGCAGCUUCCGCGAGCUGUGCCAGGUGGAGGAGGGCGCGGCGCUGUUCGAGGUGGUGCAGGACAUGCAGGAGAGCGUGAACAUGGAGCGGGUGGUCUUCAAGAUCCUGCGGCGCCUCUGCGGCAUCCUCCGCGCCGACCGCUGCAGCCUGUUCAUGUACCGCCAGCGCAACGGCGUGGCCGAGCUCGCCACGCGCCUCUUCAGCGUGCAGCCGCACAGCACCCUGGAGGAGUGCCUAGUGCCGCCGGACUCGGAGAUCGUCUUCCCGCUGGACAUCGGGGUGGUCGGGCACGUGGCGCAGACCAAGAAGAUGGUUAACGUCGAGGACGUGAACGAGUGCUCCCACUUCAGCCCGUUUGCCGAUGAGCUCACCGACUACGUGACCAGGAACAUCCUGGCCACGCCCAUCAUGAAUGGCAAGGAUGUGGUGGCUGUCAUCAUGGCUGUGAACAAGCUUGACGGCCCGUACUUCACCAGCGAAGACGAAGACGUUUUUUUGAAGUACCUGAAUUUUGCCACCUUAAACCUGAAGAUCUACCACCUGAGCUACCUCCACAACUGUGAGACGCGCCGAGGCCAGGUGCUGUUGUGGUCAGCCAACAAAGUGUUUGAGGAGCUGACGGACAUCGAACGGCAGUUUCACAAGGCCUUCUACACCGUGCGGGCCUAUCUGAACUGUGACCGGUACUCGGUGGGCCUUCUGGACAUGACCAAGGAGAAGGAAUUCUUUGAUGUGUGGCCUGUGCUGAUGGGGGAAGCCCAGCCGUACUCAGGCCCACGCACGCCCGAUGGCCGGGAAAUCGUUUUCUACAAAGUCAUUGACUAUAUCCUCCACGGCAAAGAGGACAUCAAAGUCAUCCCCACACCCCCAGCCGAUCACUGGGCCCUGGCCAGCGGCCUUCCAACCUACGUGGCAGAGAGUGGCUUUAUCUGCAACAUAAUGAAUGCCUCCGCGGAUGAAAUGUUUCAGUUUCAGGAGGGUCCCCUUGACGACUCGGGGUGGACCAUCAAGAAUGUCCUCUCCAUGCCCAUCGUCAACAAGAAGGAGGAGAUCGUGGGGGUGGCGACGUUUUACAACCGGAAAGACGGGAAGCCAUUUGAUGAGCAGGAUGAAGUUCUCAUGGAGUCCUUGACGCAGUUCCUGGGCUGGUCGGUGCUGAACACUGACACCUAUGACAAGAUGAACAAGCUGGAGAACCGCAAGGACAUCGCCCAAGACAUGGUCCUGUACCACGUGCGAUGUGACAAGGAGGAAAUCCAGGCGAUCCUGCCAACAAGGGAGCGCCUUGGGAAGGAGCCAGCAGACUGUGAGGAGGAAGAGCUGGAGAAAAUCCUGAAAACAGUGCUCCCGGGGCCCAGCAAGUUCGAAAUCUACGAGUUCCACUUCUCAGACCUGGAGUGCACGGAGCUGGAGCUGGUCAAGUGUGGCAUCCAGAUGUACUACGAGCUGGGUGUGGUCCGCAAGUUCCAGAUCCCCCAGGAGGUUCUGGUGCGGUUCCUUUUCUCCGUCAGCAAAGGGUACCGAAGAAUCACCUACCACAACUGGCGUCACGGUUUCAACGUGGCCCAGACGAUGUUCACACUGCUUAUGACCGGCAAACUGAAAGACUACUACACAGACCUAGAGGCCUUCGCCAUGGUGACAGCAGGCCUGUGCCAUGACAUUGACCACCGCGGCACCAACAACCUGUACCAGAUGAAGUCCCAGAACCCCUUAGCCAAGCUGCACGGCUCCUCGAUCCUGGAGCGGCACCAUCUGGAGUUUGGGAAGUUCUUGCUCUCUGAAGAGACCCUGAACAUCUACCAGAACCUGAACCAGCGGCAGCACCAGCACGUGAUUCACCUCAUGGACAUCGCCAUCAUCGCCACCGACCUGGCCCUCUACUUCAAGAAAAGGACCAUGUUCCAAAAGAUUGUAGAUGAGUCCAAGAACUACGAGGACCGGAAGAAAUGGGUGGAGUACUUGUCGCUGGAAACCACUCGGAAGGAGAUCAUCAUGGCCAUGAUGAUGACUGCAUGUGACCUGUCUGCCAUCGCCAAGCCCUGGGAGGUCCAGAGCAAGGUAGCUCUUCUGGUGGCAGCUGAGUUCUGGGAGCAAGGUGACUUGGAAAGGACGGUGCUGGAUCAGCAGCCCAUUCCAAUGAUGGACAGGAACAAAGCCGCUGAGCUCCCCAAGCUGCAGGUCGGCUUCAUUGACUUCGUAUGCAGCUUCGUGUACAAGGAGUUUUCCCGCUUCCACGAGGAGAUCCUGCCCAUGUAUGACCGACUGCAGAACAACAGGAAGGAGUGGAAGGCCCUGGCCGACGAGUACGAGGCCAAGGUAAAGGCCUUGGAAGAAAAGAAAAAGGAGGAGGAGACAGUGGCAGCCAAGAAAGGCUACCUUCAGAAGUAA